AUGGCUCGCCACGGGGAUACUCGCUCACCAUCACCUGUAGGCAGCACAUAUUCUUCAUCCAGACGGAGUCGCAGAGAUGAUGAUCGCUAUGAGAGGAGUAGGCGAGAUGAUGGGCGGAGCUACCGGAGAUCUCGCAGUCCCGAGAAGCGAUACCGCGAACGUGAACGCGAACGUGACCGUGACUCGUAUCGUAGACGUGACCGCUCGCUAGACAGACGCGCCGAUUACCGUGAUGAAGAUACAUAUAGACCAAGUCGACGGGAUCGUUCCCGCGAUCGGCGUCGGUCUAGAGACAGAGAUGACGACCGGGAUUACCGUCGCAGAAGUCGCGAUAGGGAUUAUCGAAGCAGGCGAGAUGACUCCCGCGACAGGGCUCGGAGACGGACAGAUGAUUCUGCUGACUUGAAACACAAGUCUAGACGGGAUGACAGCCGGGAGCGGACCAGAGAAUCCGUUCCCAGAUCUCGAGAGACAUCGAAGCCCUCGACACUGACAGCCGCCACUGCCCCGACAGAAGACGAAAAGCGAGUAGAAAGACUGGCCAAGCUCGAGGCAUGGAAGCAAAAGCAAGCCGCUGAAAAGGAGCGCAAACAACGAGAAGCCGCCGCAGCUGGUGGAGCAAGGAGUAUUUUGGAAGAGAUCGACCGAAAAUCAGGGUUGUCACCGGCUGUUGGGUCUCCUCAGUCUCCUGCGACGCCCGGUGAUGCUACCCCCGCUGCGUAUACUGGAAAAUUUGACCCAAAGGCUAUAGCAAAGAAUGCUGCACCGGCACCCGCUGUGAAAUCUGCAAAAUCUGUGCUGGGUGAUGAUAUUACAGUUCCACCCUCCGCUAAGACAUCUGCUACAUUCCCUCCCACAAAGUCUCAGGCCCAGGCUAACAAACCAUCUGACCCUACAAGCAAAACUUCAUCGUUGAAAGCAAAGGGAAAUGUGGGCGGUUUCGGUCUGGGAACCAAGCUGGCCACAGAUACCGAAAAAGCGUCAGCGACGAGGACUCUGGGUUUUGGAGAAGAAGAAUCUACCCGGCGGAAACUGGAGAGAUUACCGACUCCUCCGUUGGAUGACGCCAAAUAUGCUAAUAAAGCAGCAGAUGUGACUGCAGAAGAGGAAGAAGAAGAUGAUGAUGAUGACGAUGUUGAUAUGCAGGAUGGUGGAACUGAGGAGGAAAAUGCGGCUGCAGCGCGAGCGGCUGCCGAGAGGCGAGAAGAGCGGCUGCAGAAUGAGGCUCGUGCCUCGCAACCUAAUGGCGACUCCCAAAUGAGCGAUGCGUCGAAUGAGCAAAUGCCUGACCAGAUGGAAGUCGACCCCCAGGAAGAGGAAGUUGAUCCCCUGGAUGCCUUCAUGUCUGAAUUAGCAGAGACACCUCCGCCGAAGAAAACAGUUGGCGCCACAUUCGCGAAAACAAAAGCACAACAGCCCGAAGCUAUCUUCGGUGAUGAGAAUGACAUGGACAUGACCGCUGUUGGUGACGGAGAUGCAGACGAUUUCCUCGCUAUCGCCAACAAAGCCAAAAAGAAGAAGGAUAUCCCAACUGUUGAUCACAAGAAGGUGGAAUACGAGCCUUUCCGCAAGAAGUUUUACACCGAGCCUUCAGAUUUGGCCGCAAUGUCCGAGGAAGAAGCUGCGAUUCUGCGGCUGGAGCUUGACGGCAUCAAGGUCCGUGGUGUGGAUGUCCCAAGGCCGGUGUCGAAAUGGUCACAGUGUGGAUUAGGUGUGCAAACUUUGGACGUUAUUGAUAGAUUGGGCUAUACAGCGCCGACCUCGAUUCAAGCCCAAGCAAUUCCAGCGAUCAUGUCCGGCCGUGAUGUGAUCGGUGUAGCGAAGACCGGUUCGGGUAAAACGGUCGCAUUUUUGAUCCCCAUGUUUCGGCAUAUCAAAGAUCAAAGGCCGUUGGAUAACAUGGAGGGCCCCGUUGGCCUCAUAAUGACACCGACUCGUGAACUGGCGACACAGAUUCAUAAGGAUUGUAAACCAUUUUUGAAAGCUUUGAAUCUUCGUGCCGUUUGCGCUUACGGCGGUGCUCCUAUCAAAGAUCAGAUUGCUGAUUUAAAGCGCGGCGCUGAGAUCAUUGUUUGCACGCCUGGGCGAAUGAUCGAUUUGCUAGCAGCGAAUGCUGGCAGAGUCACGAACUUGCGCAGGGUCACAUAUGUUGUGUUGGACGAAGCUGACCGCAUGUUCGAUAUGGGGUUUGAACCCCAAGUCAUGAAGAUCUUGGCCAACGUACGACCUGAUAAGCAGACCGUACUGUUCUCUGCGACCUUCCCGCGCAACAUGGAGGCUUUGGCUCGUAAGACCUUGACGAAACCCGUUGAAAUCGUGGUUGGCGGCAGAAGCGUUGUUGCGCCUGAGAUUACACAGAUCGUGGAAGUCCGAAACGAUGACAAGAAGUUUGUCCGGCUACUUGAGCUUCUAGGCAACCUGUAUUCCAGUGAUGAAAAUGAAGAUGCACGGACGUUGAUCUUCGUUGAACGCCAGGAAGGUGCCGAUACACUGCUUCGUGAGUUGAUGCGGAAGGGUUACCCUUGCAUGUCCAUCCACGGAGGCAAGGAUCAAAUUGACCGUGAUUCCACCAUCGAAGAUUUUAAAGCGGGUAUUUUCCCUGUUUUGAUUGCCACUUCUGUUGCAGCCCGUGGUCUGGAUGUGAAACAACUUAAGCUCGUCGUUAAUUAUGAUGCGCCCAACCACUUAGAAGAUUAUGUCCACCGUGCUGGGCGAACUGGCCGAGCUGGUAAUACCGGUACGGCGGUUACUUUUUUGACUGAAGAUCAGGAACGGUAUUCCGUUGAUAUUGCCAAGGCGCUGAAGCAGAGUGGACAGAGCGUGCCGGAGCCUGUGCAGAAGAUGGUUGACUCCUUUUUAGAAAAGGUGAAAGCAGGUAAAGAGAAAGCCAAUGCGUCUGGGUUCGGUGGAAAAGGUCUGGAGCGUCUUGACCAGGAGCGCGACGCCGCUCGUAUGCGUGAGCGCAAGACGUACAAGACUGGCGAAGAAGCCGAGGAUGAAGAAGAAAAGGAGGAAAAGAACGAGCAGGCCGAAGAACGGUUCAACAAAGCUCUAUCUUCUGUUCAGUCUGCUGCCGCGCAGCCUCUGCCAGGGGUUCCCAAGGGUAUUGACCUCGACGGCAAGAUUACUGUGCACAAAACCGAGAAAGAUCCCAACGGUUCGAAGAACCCAUUGGAUAAGGUGGGCUCGGCAGUUGCUGAUAUUCACGCACGAUUGAGCCGUGCUGGUGUCAUGAGGUCUGGGGUGCCCAUUGAUAAUCGCGGGCCUGAUGCAGGAGCUUUCCAUGCUACGCUUGAAAUCAACGACUUUCCUCAAAAGGCUCGGUGGGCAGUUACCAACCGGACCAACGUGGCCAAGAUCCUCGAAGCUACAGGCACAUCCAUCACCACAAAAGGCAGCUUCUACGCAACUGGAAAGGAGCCGGGCCCAGGAGAAAAUCCCAAGCUGUAUAUUCUUGUUGAGGGUGAAACUGAGUUGUCCGUGACGAAUGCCAUGCGCGAGUUGAUGCGGUUGCUCAAGGAGGGAACUAUCGCUGCUGCCGAUAGUGACGCGAGGGCUCCAGUUGGAGGACGUUAUAAUGUGCUUUAG
Aspergillus alliaceus is the source of this 3588-nucleotide messenger RNA. Its product is annotated as DEAD/DEAH box RNA helicase. Gene Ontology annotation, molecular function: RNA helicase activity; nucleic acid binding; ATP binding. Lineage: Eukaryota; Fungi; Ascomycota; Eurotiomycetes; Eurotiales; Aspergillaceae. The coding region runs from base 1 to 3588 and encodes 1195 amino acids. The record is from RefSeq and is a predicted model, not a curated record. The transcript has 5 exons.